This is a messenger RNA of Salarias fasciatus (jewelled blenny), 7274 nucleotides long. Its product is annotated as macrophage-stimulating protein receptor-like. The transcript has 21 exons. NCBI's taxonomy places the organism in Eukaryota, Metazoa, Chordata, Actinopteri, Blenniiformes, Blenniidae. Gene Ontology annotation, molecular function: protein binding; transmembrane receptor protein tyrosine kinase activity; ATP binding. Gene Ontology annotation, biological process: nervous system development; cell surface receptor protein tyrosine kinase signaling pathway; protein phosphorylation. Gene Ontology annotation, cellular component: plasma membrane; signaling receptor complex. Bases 224 to 4360 code for a protein of 1378 amino acids. The record is from RefSeq and is a predicted model, not a curated record.
UGUGAGUAAACGGAGUGUGUCAGAGGCUGUCAGGUGAGCGUGGACACAGAGAGGAGCUUUACUGUCGUCUCACCUGAACUUCGACUAUUAAAACUAUUGGACCAAGUCUCAGACAGAUUUCCACUUUCUCCUAAGCCUGAGCUCCGGCUGGUUCUUCAGAAUGCUCUCUUUGAGGAAAGUGUCUUGCAGGUAGCACUCAAUCACCUUGGAGUGUGACGUGGAGAUGGUCACUGUGGCUGCUCUGCUGGCCGUCUGCAUAUGGAUACAAACACAAACAGCCUCAGGGGCGAGCAGAUGUCCCUCCACUCCUCGAACGCUGGAGGACUUCACUGUCCAGUAUGCCCUGCCACAUUUUCAAACAGACAGAGAAAUACAGAACAUUGCUGUGAACUGGGAUAGCGAGUCGACGGAGGUGUACGUGGCGUGCCAGAAUGAAAUAGUGGCCAUCAAUGAAACUUUGGGCAGAAAAUGGGAGGUGAAAACGGGACCUGUUGGAAGCCCAGACUGUGAAACGUGUCUGUUGUGCGACAUUGAGGCUGACCCUGAGGACCAGGUGGAUACUGACAACGAGGUUCUGCUUUUGGAUCCUGAUGGAGAGUUUUUGCCGUACUUGUACAUAUGUGGAAGUACUCAGCACGGGAUCUGUUACUUCAUUGACAUUAGCUUUCCGCAGCCUGAGCCCAAAUGUUUAUACAAGAAGACACAAAACUCCCCUGAUAACUGUCCCGACUGCCUGGCCAGCCCGCUUGGCACCAAAGUCACCAUCGUGCAGCAGGCAGCCACGUCUCUGUUCUUUGUAGCGGCUUCUGUCAAUGACGAAGUCACACAGCGGUAUCCCAGGAGGUCCAUAUCCGUGAUGAGGCCGCUCUCAACUGAAGACGGCUUUCAUAUGAUCUCAGAAGGCCUGACCGUACUCCCCAGUCUGCGUCAGUCUUACAACAUUGACUACAUAUAUAGUUUCUCCACGACGGAGUAUGUGUAUUUUCUGUCGCUGCAGAGGGAAAAUCCCUCCAAGGGCGAUUCGCCUUUUCAGACUCGUCUGGGACGGCUGCCUAUCUUGAUUCCAGAGGUGUGGAUGUACAGAGAGGUGGUCCUGGAGUGUCGGUAUGAACCAAAGCGCAGGAGGCGAUGGAGCGACGACUACAGGGACAUUGUGUAUAACGGGCUUCAGGCGGCCUACUUCGGGCGAGCGGGGAAGGACUUGGCCGAUGAGCUGGGACUGAGUGUGACGGAGGAUAUUCUCUACGGGGUGUUUGCAGAAGUGAACGAUCGGGGCAAGACCCAAAAAAACUCUGCCCUGUGCGCAUUUUCUCUGUCUCAAGUCAACCUCGCCAUCAAAUACGGAGUGGAGGCCUGCUGCAGUUCAGGUACAGAACAGCUGUCCAGAGGUCUGUGCCACUUCCAGCCCUGUGAGAGCUGCCCACACGAAAGCUCUGAAGGAAAUGACACAUGUACUGCCAAACCCACACUCGUGUCCAAGCCGCACUACAGAUUGGAUUUCUUCAACGGCAGGAUGAGAGGCGUCCUGUUCACUGCCAUCCUGGUCAACACCAUUGGGGAUCACACUGUUGGUCAUUUUGGUACCUCAGACGGCAGGAUACUGCAGGUGAUUCUUACUCUGGACGGGCCAAUUGUUUUUGCCAACUUUUCGCUUGGAGACACCAGGGUAUCCAGGACAGCAGCCAUGUACCCGGAUGACUCACUGCUCUUCGUGGUUGGAAAUAAGACGUUCAAGGUGCCCUCCUCAGGACCUGGCUGUGCGCAUUUUAUGACCUGCUCCAUGUGUUUGAUGGCUCCACGCUUCAUGAACUGUGGGUGGUGUUCGGGAAUCUGCUCCAGGCAGCAUGAGUGUACCUCGCAGUGGAACAAAGACUCUUGUGCACCUGUCAUAACGGAGUUUUUUCCAAAAACGGCGCCUGCUGGCGGAGAGACGGAGGUGACGCUGUGCGGCUCGGCGUUCCAGUCCCCUCAGCGGCCAUGGAUCAUCAGUGGCAAAACACACGUGGUUAGAGUGAGCUCCACUUCUAUGUAUACUGUCCUGCCUGGGAAAAGCUCCGGUGAAAAGCUUGUGUUCAAAAUACAUGAUCCAGUACCAAACCAGAACCUCAAUAUUACUCUGGAAGUGCACGAGGGCGCGGUGGGGGGCCACUACUCAGUGGAAGGCACAGCUCAGGUUUCUGGCUUCUCCUUUGUGGAACCCAUCAUAACAGACAUCAGGCCUGACAGUGGACCCAUGCUGGGAGGAACAACUGUUACACUAACAGGAAACUAUCUCAAUUCUGGGACACAGCGAGACGUCUUCUUUGCUGACAGAAAGUGUCAGUUUCAGAGUGUUUCUGAUGGAACGGAGAUUUCAUCGUCAAUCGUCUGCCAAACACCAGCUGCAACAAGUGUCGGCAGUGUACCUGUGAAAGUCUCGAUUGACGGCCUGGAAGUGGCUGCCGCUAAGAUGUUCUCCUACAAGAAGAACCCUGUUAUCAUCUCUGUUCAUCCCCUCUGCAGUUUCCAAAGUGGCUCCAAGCUGUUCAUCCAGGGUCAACAUCUUGACUCGGUCCAUAAAACUGUGGUUCAGUACACGCCCAAGAAUCUCCUCCUGCAGCCUGUUCAGCGAGUCUGUGAUGGCCCGAAAAAUGCCACUCACAUGGAGUGCAGGGCCCCCAGUUUUACAGAGGAAAUGCCGGAGGAGAAGUUUGAGAUGGGAGAGAUUUUUAUUCACAUGGAAGGGAAGAGAAACCUCUGGAAGAGUCGCUUUGACUACCACCGUGACGCUAAAGUCAUCCCCUUUGAAAACGAUGACAACUUAUUAGUCCUGAAACCAGGAGAGAAUGAAGUUUCACUGCAUCACAGCAAACUGAACACAGUGAGCACGUGUAUGAGGAUCGAGAUGAUCAUCGGCGAAGUGAACUGCAAUGCUCAGGUUCUGCUCAACGAGCUGACCUGCAGGAUUCCCAAAGGCCUCGUGAUCCCCGCCGAGGGGUUUCCUGUUCAAGUGCGUGUGAAUGGUGAGGUUCAUGAUGUGGGUACGGUAGUAUAUCGCGAAAGCAACAACGACACGGUGAUUGCGGGCAUCGUCCUGGGCCUCAUUGCCGCGCUCGUCGUCGGUGCUGGGCUGGCGUUAGUCGUGAUGAUGCAUCUGAGGAAGAAAAAGAGAGCCAAUAUAGAAAGUCGUCUAUCAACAAGAUUGUCACGUAGCCGUAUGGGAAGCCAUCAGAAUUCUUCUCCAACGGGCGACUACAGACGAGUGGACCUGUCCAACCAGACGUCAGGAUCAGGAGCGAUGACUUUUCAAGGUUUGCUGUACGCGGCCAGCUACGAUCAUUUGGCUUUUCCUUCACUGCCAAGGGACAAUAUCUCAAUGAUCAGCCUGAGUUCAGAUCUUCUCGAAGAGGUCAAGGAUGUGCUGAUCCCUGCUGAGAUGCUUCGAAUCGAAGAGAACCGCAUUAUUGGCAAAGGUCACUUUGGAACUGUGUAUCAUGGGUAUUUGAUAGACAGUAAUAAGCAGGAGACUCACUGCGCUGUUAAAUCAUUGAACAGAAUCACCGAUGUGGGUGAAGUGGACCAGUUUCUUCGAGAGGGCAUCAUCAUGAAAGGCUUCCACCACCCCAACAUCCUGUCUCUGCUGGGAAUCAUGCUGCCUAAAGAAGGGCUCCCCCUGGUGGUUCUGCCCUACAUGAAGCACGGCGACGUGCGUCACUUCAUCCGCUCUGAGAAAAGGAACCCAACAGUGAAAGAUCUGAUCGGGUUUGGCCUUCAGGUUGCCAAGGGCAUGGAGUACUUAGCCCAGAAGAAGUUUGUUCACAGAGACCUGGCUGCUCGUAACUGCAUGCUUGAUGAAACCUUCACGGUGAAAGUGGCAGACUUUGGCAUGGCGAGGGACAUCUAUGAUAAGGAGUACUACAGCAUUCAGGAUCAUAAGAGGGCGAAGCUCCCGGUCAAGUGGAUGGCCAUCGAAAGCCUCCAAACACAAAAGUUCACAAGCAAGUCUGAUGUGUGGUCCUAUGGCAUCUUGAUGUGGGAGCUGCUGACCAGAGGUGCCAGCCCAUAUCCAGAUGUGGAUCCUUAUGAUAUAACUCACUACCUGUUGAAGGGACGUCGGCUGCCACAGCCACAGUUUUGCCCAGAUACUCUCUAUUCCAUCAUGCUGGCCUGUUGGGAUCCAGAGCCUGAGCGCAGGCCGAGUUUCCGUAGCUUGGUCGCAGAGGUACAACAGAUUCUGUCCUGUUUGGAAGGAGAGCACUACAUCAACCUGAAGGUCACCUAUGUCAACUUGGACCAGCCAAGGCCUUACCCCCCUCUCACUGGGUCUGCGGAUGAGGCCGAGGACUCUGACUCGGACGCAGACCGCAGUGACGCCAGCUGAAAGUGAAAUGCCGCAGAACUCCCUGAUAGUAUCUCACAAUCCAGCUCAGCGUUGGAUACAAGUUCUCCGGCAGAUUAAAUGCUGGUUUACAGAACUGGACUUUGCACCUGGAAGAUCUCACUACUGAUUUAAAAGACUUUGUUGGUCCGAUAAACUCAAACUGGAGGCCGAACCCUGCUGGAAGAAUCCCUUCAUGGUUAGAACUUUGUAGUCGGAUCGCAACAGGGACAACAUGUAAAGACUUUUUAAGCACAUGUUUGAAUGAGACAGUAUGAAUGUAAUUGUGCUUUUGCUCUCUAAACUGUAGCCUUCGAUGACGUGCUGUACUGUGGUUAUGAGUUGUUCCUAUUAAAAUAGGAAGCCUUCUGAAUACUGACCUGUGCUCAGGGCUCAACAGGUUCACCUUUUUGUCACUUUCCUGGACAUGAAAUAACUUGUGUUGGCAAUCAUUUAAGCUGCACAGAUUCAGAGAUGAGCUCUGCACAAGCAAUGUUACACAGAUAGUGAAUGUUCAGAAACAGAUCCAGUACAUGUAAUUAUCACUAGAGGGCACACUGUGUCUCGUUCUUGUUCUGCAGCAAUGCUCAGCUCUACAGACAACAUAACUCUAAUUAUCUGAACCUCCUGUUUCCAUAUAUGCAGCUUCUACUUUGAAAAGGUGACAAAUUCAGUUUCACAAUAAACACACAGCAGCAUAGGUGUUGUUUUGGAGAUUUCUGUUGCUUUUUUUUUUUUAAUUUUUUUUAAUUUUGCUUCUUGCAUUCGAUUAAAAUGAUCAAGUCACCACAUAAUAAUAAUCCAAGACCAGUCGUAGCAUCAGUACUGAUCUCUAAGCUCACAGCUCACUUUAACUAAAACAGUUGUUUAUGUUGACAGACAAGUUUUCUAAUGAGCGGAUUCGGUUCCGGUGUACUUGAUGUACUGAUCUUUCUGACUUUGCACUGAUUGUUUUCCACUUAACACUUUAAACUCAUGAAGCCUCUCUGACUUGGCCUUGGCUUGAAUAUGUAUAAGCUCUUCGUCCGAGUGGACUAUCAAAGCCAAAGAGGAAAAUGAUGCUGAGUGCGAUGACACAGGUCUGCAGCGGCAGGGUUCUUGAUCUUUGCCAGGUAGAUGAGAGGAAAAACACACACUGUUAGAGGUCUGACUCAUGUCAGUUCAGCCAGAGAGAAAGCCGCAUGCUCCUGGAUAAUCUGUGUAUCUAGCAUUUGUAGUGUUCUAUGAAUAAUUUAUGGGGUAAAACAAUGUUUAGGAACUGAAGUGAAGUGAUAUCUCUGGUCGAGCUCAGGUGGAGGCACAAACUUUAAAAAUAUGCAGAGAUGCUUCCAGUUUAGCAAAGCUGACAGAUUUGCUUUUAUUGAAGUCAAACUGAGUCCCAUUUGUUGGAAUUGCACUGCUCACUUAAAGAGCUUACCAUUUGAAAAUAUUCAUGAAUUCAGGGGAAUGAAACGCUGGAUUGCCUCUGAUUCUAAAUCAGAUCGUUUUAGAGACAGCGCCGUGCAGUGAUGAAGCAGAUGUGUUGGUGAAGUUGAACAAGUAAUAACAAUUGUUCUUCUGCAGUUAACACUGCACAUACCUGUUCCUUUAGCCAGACCAUAAACAGCUCACUCUUUGAAGCACUGUGAUGCCUCAGAGUGUCUCACUAGAUUUUAUUUAGCAUUGUCUUCCAACUCUUCAUAGUGUCAACUUGCAGUGCGAUCUUAUAAUUUACUUGCCAAUGCAGCCUCUAAAGUUGUAAGCAUUUUAUAUAAAAUUGGGCUUGGUACAAGGACGCUGGCAUUGAAAUCAGAAGUUGUAUUAAAAAAAAGGAUUGGCAAGAUGAAACAUGUAAUGCUGAAAAAAAAAACCCUGUUUGGAUUAAAAUUAGUUUUGCUGUUUUAUAUGCAUUAAUCUUGAUCCUUUUCCUUAGUUUUUGUUUAUAUGUAUAUACCAGAGCUGAUAUUUUUAUAGUGUAUAUCAAUGUGAAAAGCAUAGAAAGGGAGGAAAGAGUGUGUGUUCACUCAUCUGAUAUAUUAAAGAGAGUUGUGUUUAUUGCGUUGGAGAUGAUCCAACAGCUCAUUGUAGCUCCAGCUUCAAAAACAUGCGAGUAAUCUUUCAUACUGCACGCAUGAAGUGAUUACAGUUCAGUUGCAUCAUCGUGUGUUAAGAUGAAGAGUCUUCUUUGAAGAUACCGAUGGAUAUAAUCAUUUGGAGUUACUGACAGAGCCCAACAUGCACUUUAAAUCAGAUGUGUCAGGUCACGUCUUUGAAAGUGGAAUCGUAUUUCAAAUGAUGACUUGUUGUCGAUAAGUGCUGAACUUGCUUUAACUGUGAUCACUAAAUUUGGCAUAAUUGCAUUUGAGCUGUCCAGGGUGUGGCCUGGCUUUUGCCCAUCUUGAGCUGGGAUUGACUCCAGCGGCCCCGCUACCCUGAACAGGACAGAGCGAGACAGAGGAUGGAAAACUGCAUAAGAUGAUCCUGGAGUCAUCACAAGCUUUAUGUUAUAAAUAUCCCAAAAACUACGGCAAACAUGAUGCACAUUUCCUUUUCCAGAGCAGGAGCAGUUUUAUCCAGAUUUGCUUAAUUAUUCUCAUUCUUGAUUAAACCUCCCCCCAUCCCAGAGUAUUGAAAUAAACGAUCGUGAGCACCAUCUCCAAGUUUAUUCUUUGAUUCAGAACCAGCAGAUAUCUUCUUCCUCUUUCACACACACACACACAAAUCCCCGCAGCAGCGCUUUGAAGGGGAAUAUAGCUACAGUGAAGAAAGAGCAGACCCUUAAGUGUCUAGUUUAAAAUUCUUUUUGUCGUUUUCAAGUAUAUAGAUAUAGAGACACUCACAUUCAUACAUUUUAUUCUUUGCAUUUGUGUUUUACACUGCCUUGAUUUUGGAGUGUAGUUCAGUUAAAAACUGCAAAAAAAAAAAAAAAAAAAAAAAA